Messenger RNA from Prorocentrum cordatum, 3502 nucleotides. The record is from the annotation of a GenBank genome assembly. Lineage: Eukaryota; Dinophyceae; Prorocentrales; Prorocentraceae.
AGCAUGCCAUGCUGCUGCCGUUAUGUAGCCACGUCGUUUUCGCGCAGCUGCCGCGCAUUUGCCGCGCCCAGCGUUCGGCUCGCCGCGGCCGUUCUGGAUCCCAGCCCCGCCCACAGCCCCGCGACGACCGCCGCGGCGACUCUUGCCCCCCGAUGGCGAAGCGCGGCGGGACUCCUGGCCGCUCCUCGCUCGGGGCCGCGCCGCCCGCAAAGGUCGCCAAGGCCGCCGCGCCCGCCGGUGCCUCGACGCCCAGUCCGAAGGGCGGUCGCCCCGAGAAACCUCCAGCGCCCGCCGCCCAGAUUCCGAGGAAGGUGCCUCCAGGCGCCCCUGCGGGCGUCGAGGCGCCGCCGCUGCCGGAACUCCCCGUCGGGGCGGAGGCGGCCAAUUACAGCGAGGAGAAGACUGAGACCUUGAUGCGAGCCGUCGUCGCUUACAACAGGUACCACGUUCGGCGGGUCAUGAGGGAGGACUCAAGGUGGUUCAAAGGAUGGCUGGACCGGCCCGUGCACGAGCACCAGCCCCUCACCAUCAGGAGGCCCGAUUCCGAAGACGACCUGCUCACGUACGUCAGCCCGUGGAAGAGGGCCGAGGCCCUCGUCUCGUUCAACGGAACGGGCACGUACAAAGGGGGCGGCAACGUGUUCUGGUUGGACCCUUUCGUGGGGUCGUCCGGGAAGAUGCGCUCCAUUGCUGGGGACCCGCCGCUCUACCAGGCGUGCCUCGACGCCGCCGAGCAGUACGCCCUAGGCAAGAUACACCAAGAAGGGGUGGCGCGGGGGACGGUGAGCGCGGCGCACGAAGCGAGGAUCAAGUUCCCCCACGUCUUCACCGCUUUCGGUUGGAAUUUGGGUGGGUUCGACGCCGACCAUUUCGACUCCUCUCUGCCGCUCGUCUGCGGUCACGUGGCUCUAUGGGGCUUCCAUCUCGCUCUGACGAAGGCCCUCGUGGCAGGUAACAUGGCAUCAGUGGCGGUGUUGGUCCAGGCCGCCCUCUGCGCGCCCAUCGAGGGCGUCCUCGUGGAGUCCGAGGAGAAGCUCUCCGUGCUCUCCAUGAUGACGAGCGACGCCGCCCGCAGGCAGUACGACUACCUGAAGAAUUCUUUCCCCGCGUUCGCUCGCAAGCUCAUGGUGGCCCUGGACGGCGCCACGACUAAAGGGGCAGCGGCCAGGCUCGCAUUCUGCACCGACAAUAGCAUCCGCUUCAACGGCACCGUCGUGUACAGGAGCAUGCUCUGCGCUGCGCAGAACUGCCACGACAGGCUCGACGACAGGGCGAUCCGCACCCUGCGCUACAUCGAGAGCAAGAGUGGAGCGAGCAAGUGCGACCUCACCUCGAACUUCACCACCCUGAACCGUAUCCUGCAGGUCUGCACGAAGGAGGUCGAGAAGGGCAACGCUGCCAUGUGGGGCGCAGUGACGGCAACCGAUCUUGUCAACCACGUCUUGGACUACAUCGCCUGGGCCCUCGACCACGACCUGGUCGCAGGAGGUGGCGUGACAACGUCGUGGCUGGAGAAGAAGAAGAAGGACAGCGACGAAGCAGGGGCGAUGAGGAUGACACUGGCGAAGAUCUACGUGCGCGUCUUCGUCCACUCCCUGGUGGACGACCUCCCUGACUCCAGCAGCGCGAAGCAGGAGUUCCUCCGCGUCUUGCCUCACUUCUCGAGCUACGCUGUCUUCGGCAGGACCUUCGGCGCCGCGGCUAAGGGUGCUUCGCCGCCCGCGGGCGGCGAGGGUGAGGAGGAGGCCGACACGGCGGGCCAAUGUGGGGUGCUGGUCGACGACCCCUUCGGGAAGAUGAAGGCGCAGACCUCCGGGGCGGCCGUGAAGCUGCUCGAGUUCUUCUUCGACCUCUUCAGCCAGAGUUUCGACGACAGCCUCCGCGAGUUCCUGACCGCGGACGCCAACGUGAAUCAGGCCGUGUGCCAGGUCAAGUGGGAGGAGUGGUCGCAAGCAAACCUCGUGGACAUCAGGAGGACGCUGGGCCUCCACAGGAUGACUGUGCCAGCCGGCGAGGGUUCUGAUAUGCCCGCUGCCUCGACGCGCGGUCUGAAGCGGAGCCUCUCGGCGGCAGGCGACGACGGGCCGGACGACGAGGACGCCGACGACCGCGAGAAGGAGAUCUGCAAGGAGCGCGCGGAGGCGUGGAGCCAGGCGCAAGCGCUCCGCCGCAAGUGGCUGACGCCCACGUUCAUCAAGACCGACAGGCUUAGCAAGGAGCACCUCGACAAAUGGUGGGAGAAACAGUCGGCCGCCCAACAGUUCGAGGGCAACCCCGGCAAGUCGCAUCGCGUCUUCGUGUUGUCGGGGGAGAGGUGGGCCCACGAGACGGGCGAGACUCCGUGGGCGGACGAGCCCUCGUCGCCGGCCUCCCUGGACGUGGCGCUGGACUGGCUCUUGGAGCGGCAGGGCCCGUGCGACACGCUCCUCGUCUUCGACGGCCGCUCCUCCUCGAUCCGCGCGACGAUGGAGAAGAAGAUGAAGAACGCUCGCCACGUCAGCGACAUCUGGGUCAUUUACCAGCCGAAGAAGGAGAAGGGAGGGCAGAAGGCCGUGUUCGGGUCCAGGAACCGCGAGGUCGGUUGGGUAAGCUUUCCCGUAUCGAAGGCCCACGUCCCGACGCAGGAGCGCAAGGCCGCGCGCAGCGGAGGGAACGACUGGGAGUCGACCACCUACUCGUCCACAUUCUCGAGCAUGGUCCCCUUGGCGUGGGGCCAGCUCCCGAGCAUCGCCCUCGCGGACAAGGCAAAGAUCAUCGGUGCCGCGGCGCCCGUGCCCCCGCGCGCGACGUUCGACGCAGACCUCGGAUGCCCGCUGUGCUGGCAGGAGGUAAAGUCCAAGGACCUCUGGAGCGCUGUGCUGGAGGCCGCGAACGCUGACUUCGUGGUGGACUUGGGCGUCGGGGGCGGAAUCGCGGCGCGGUCGUGUCUCUCUCUCGGCAUCCCGUGGGUCGGCCUCUGCUGGAACCAGGUGCACGCUCAGUGGCUCAACAACGUCGUCGACCGCUGGACUCUGGAGGAGAUCGCGAAGAAGGGUUCCCCCCUGCACGAGGAGGACUUGGCGAAGCUCGUGCGCGAGCACUUCUCGGACGUGCUGCAGCAGAUCAAGGACCGCGACGAGAUGACGCAGGAAGACUCGGAGGACGAGGAGGCCGAGGAGGAGGGGCAGGCGUGAGCGCGCUAGCAGGGGGCAGAGCCCGAGCCAGAGCCUCGACGCCUGGCAGGCUCGAGCCUCCGUCCGCGCCGCCGCGAUACCCCGCGCCCUCGCGGGGAGCGGCUCAGAGGAUCUUCUCUCGAGCGCCUACACGCGCCUUUUGCGAGAGAAUCCUCCUUCGAUUCGACCCGUGAUGGGUCCGCGUCCGCCAGGAAACAUUGCUUGACGCGUGCCGUUGCCAUGCCCAGGCCGUGCCGUUGCCGUGCCCAGGCCGCGCCGUUGCCAUGCUUAGGCCGUGCCGUUGCCAUGCCCAGUCCGCGCCGUUGCCAUGCCCAGGCUGAGCCGUUGCC